Messenger RNA from Asparagus officinalis (garden asparagus), 2371 nucleotides. Its product is annotated as heat shock protein 81-1-like. The transcript is spliced from 3 exons. Gene Ontology annotation, cellular component: cytosol; plasma membrane; perinuclear region of cytoplasm. Gene Ontology annotation, biological process: cellular response to heat; protein folding; protein stabilization. Gene Ontology annotation, molecular function: ATP binding; ATP hydrolysis activity; ATP-dependent protein folding chaperone. Lineage: Eukaryota; Viridiplantae; Streptophyta; Magnoliopsida; Asparagales; Asparagaceae. The record is from RefSeq and is a predicted model, not a curated record. The coding region runs from base 94 to 2193 and encodes 699 amino acids.
CCUAGAUCCCUCUCAAAAUCGUCUCUCUCUCUCUCUCACUUUCUUCAAACCCUAACGCUUGAAAACCCUAAUUCUCUCUAGAUCUCGAGAGAAAUGGCGACCGAGACCGAGACCUUCGCUUUCCAGGCCGAGAUCAACCAGCUCUUGAGUCUGAUCAUCAACACUUUCUACUCCAACAAGGAGAUCUUUCUUCGGGAGCUCAUCAGCAACUCAUCCGAUGCUUUGGACAAGAUCAGAUUUGAGAGCCUCACAGAUAAGAGCAAGCUCGAUGCCCAGCCUGAGCUCUUCAUUCACAUUAUCCCCGAUAAGGCCACCAACACCCUCACCAUUAUUGAUAGUGGUAUUGGGAUGACCAAAUCCGAUCUUGUCAACAAUCUCGGUACCAUUGCUAGGUCUGGGACCAAAGAGUUCAUGGAGGCUUUGGCUGCUGGGGCUGAUGUUAGCAUGAUUGGUCAGUUUGGUGUGGGGUUCUACUCUGCAUAUCUUGUAGCUGAGAGAGUGGUUGUCACUACUAAGCACAAUGAUGACGAGCAGUACAUUUGGGAAUCACAAGCUGGAGGUUCUUUCACUGUUACCAGGGAUUCUGGUGAGAGUCUUGGAAGGGGAACCAAGAUCACUCUUUUCCUUAAGGAGGAUCAGUUGGAAUACCUUGAAGAGCGACGCCUCAAGGAUCUGAUCAAGAAACACUCCGAGUUCAUCAGCUAUCCAAUCUCUCUCUGGACGGAAAAGACCACCGAGAAAGAAAUUUCAGACGACGAGGAUGAGGAGGAAGAGAAGAAAGAUGAGGAAGGCAAGGUAGAAGAUGUCGAUGAGGAGAAGGAAGAGAAAGAGAAGAAAAAGAAGAAGAUCAAGGAGGUUUCCCAUGAGUGGGCUCUCGUCAACAAACAGAAGCCUAUCUGGAUGAGAAAGCCCGAGGAAAUCACCAAGGAAGAGUAUGCUGCCUUCUACAAGAGUCUCACAAACGACUGGGAAGAGCAUCUUGCUGUUAAGCAUUUCUCAGUUGAGGGUCAGCUGGAAUUCAAAGCUGUCCUCUUUGUGCCCAAGAGAGCUCCAUUUGAUCUCUUCGACACAAAGAAGAAGCCAAACAACAUCAAGCUCUAUGUUCGCCGUGUCUUCAUCAUGGACAACUGUGAAGAGAUCAUCCCCGAGUACUUGAGCUUUGUUAAGGGAAUCGUCGACUCUGAGGACCUCCCCCUUAACAUCUCAAGAGAGAUGCUACAACAGAACAAGAUCCUGAAGGUUAUCCGCAAGAACCUGGUCAAAAAGUGCAUUGAGCUCUUCUUUGAGAUUGCAGAAAACAAAGAAGAUUACAACAAAUUCUACGAGGCGUUCUCCAAGAACCUCAAGCUCGGAAUCCACGAGGACUCCACAAACAAGGCCAAGAUCGCCGAGCUGCUAAGAUAUCACUCUACCAAGAGCGGUGAUGAACUUACCAGCCUCAAAGAUUAUGUAACGAGAAUGAAGGAAGGCCAGAGUGAUAUCUACUACAUUACUGGAGAAAGCAAGAAGGCUGUUGAAAACUCCCCAUUCCUCGAGAAGCUUAAAAAGAAAGGCUACGAGGUCCUCUACAUGGUUGAUGCCAUCGACGAGUAUGCAGUUGGGCAACUCAAGGAAUUUGAAGGCAAGAAGCUCGUCUCUGCAACGAAAGAGGGAUUAAAACUUGAGGAGAGCGAAGACGAGAAGAAAAAGAAGGAAGAGCUGAAAGAGAAAUUCGAGGGUCUUUGCAAAGUAAUCAAAGAGGUCCUUGGAGACAAAGUGGAGAAGGUUGUUGUCUCUGACCGUGUCGUCGACUCUCCAUGCUGCUUGGUCACCGGUGAGUACGGAUGGACUGCGAACAUGGAGCGUAUAAUGAAGGCUCAAGCUUUGAGAGAUUCAAGCAUGGCUGGUUACAUGUCAAGCAAGAAGACGAUGGAGAUUAAUCCUGAGAACGCGAUCAUGGACGAGCUGAGGAAGAGAGCGGAGGCUGAUAAGAACGAUAAAUCGGUGAAGGAUCUUGUGAUGUUGCUGUAUGAGACAUCGCUGUUGACCUCUGGGUUUAGCCUUGACGAUCCUAACACGUUCGGGAAUAGGAUUCAUAGGAUGUUGAAGUUGGGGUUGAGCAUCGAUGAGGAUGAUGCUGUUGCUGAGGGGGACGACGAUAUGCCUGCGCUUGAGGAGGAUGCAGAAGGCUCCAAGAUGGAGGAGGUUGAUUAAGUUGGGGUUUUAUUUGCUGGUAGUUUUUCAUGGUAACGGUUGUUGGCUUUAGGUGAACAUCGAUCUGCUAUUUUUGCUAUGUUUUGCUAAUUAGUUUCUUUUGUUGAGUUUUUAACACUACUAUGUUCUUCUUUUUUUUGGCAUCUUAAAUGAUUUAAGUAUAUCUGCGUUGGUCUAA